Alligator sinensis (Chinese alligator) is the source of this 8780-nucleotide messenger RNA. RefSeq lists its product as uncharacterized. Gene Ontology annotation, molecular function: phospholipid binding; actin lateral binding. The record is from RefSeq and is a predicted model, not a curated record. Gene Ontology annotation, cellular component: actin filament bundle; cell projection; plasma membrane. Gene Ontology annotation, biological process: actin cytoskeleton organization; actin filament bundle assembly. The transcript has 32 exons. NCBI's taxonomy places the organism in Eukaryota, Metazoa, Chordata, Crocodylia, Alligatoridae. Bases 443 to 6925 code for a protein of 2160 amino acids.
CGCCUGGGCUCCCGGGAGUCCCGCGAGGCGCUGCUCGCCUGCCUGCUCUGCAUCCUCAACCUCCGCAAGAAGGUAGACGACUAAGACCUGCAGCGCCGAGCACCCGCCUCCCGCUCCCCCCCGCACCUUCCCACUCCCCCUCCCUGGAGGGGCGCUGCCCUCUGGCUGGAGGAUGGGGCUCCCUCCUGCCUGGUGACAGCCCCCCCAGCCCUGCCAUGGCAGCCGUGUGAGGGAGCCCCCCUCGCAAGCCCUGCUGCUGCCCCCCAGGAGGGCUGGGAGUGAGCUGGGCAGAGCCGAGGAGGAGGCGGCUCCGUGGGGAGCGCUGGGGGCUUCUCGGCCUCCCGAGCGAGUUGGACCGCAGUGCCUUGCUGUCUCCUCGCCUCUUGGCAGCCACCAGCCCUGGCACUUUGGGGGGCCCCCAGGCAGCCGAUGCUGGGGGAGGAUGUCUGGCAGCACGGUGAGGAAGGUCCAGCCCUUCACCAUCAGCACCAAGCUCUCGCUGCCCAAGUGUGCCGCCGACUGCCCCGGAGACCCAUGCCCUGACGUCGCCAUGGCUGCCCUGGAUAACCGCGGCCUGCGCCACAACCUCAAUGAGCGCGUCUCCCUCUACCUGGCCCAGACCCAGGCGGCCCCAGGGCCCCCUGAAGGCAGGGUCCAGAGCACCAGCCCCAUGGAGGAAGGGGUCUCUGAUGAGGACCAGCUCAACCGCAACUCGCUCUCCCGCUCCAUCAAGAAGAUCACGCUGUCCAACUGGCAUGGGGAGCCGGGCCCUGGUGAGGAUGGGGUGGCCGGGGACCCUGCCCAUGCCAGCUGCCAGAGGAACCACAACAACAACAACAGCCGACCAGGGAAAGCUCCCUUCAAGCUUUCAGGAAGCCAUGCAGCUGCUCCCUGGAAGGAGAGCAUCAAGACCAAGGAGCCAGGUGGAAUAGCUUGGCUAAAAACUGGCUUGAGAAACAGCACAGGGCAGGCAAACCCCAACCUGACCCCUCUCCUCGCUCAGUUCAACCAGGAGAUAAUGCAGGCAGAGAAUUGGGUGCGAGGGAAACUGCGGGACCUGAAGGACGGCUGUGAAAUCCAGGACUGGGAGCGGGUGGCCCAGAACCUGCAAAGGGACAUGAAGGAUUUUGAGAACGCACUGAUCAAACUCAACCAGAUGGGUGAGCAGCUCAUGGGCUGGCCCAGCCCCAGCGUGGAGACUGUCAGGAAGCAGCUGCUGGCCCUGAGGGAACAGUGGCAGCUGCUGAAGCAGACAGCCUCAAAUCAGAGCAAAGCCCUGGGCGGGCUGAGGAGCCUCCAGGAGUUCAACAGGAAAGCUGAGCAGCUGGAGGCCUGGAUCAGGCAGAAGGAAGAGAAGCCCAUGCUGGCUGCCCUCCUGCAGCAGAGCCUGGACAAGAUCCAGCUCACCCGCCGUAUCCUCGACUUAAAGCAGGAGGAGCAGCGGUUCCAUGGCCUGCACGAGGAGAUGAACACCUUGGCCCAGAGACUGGAGAAGCAGGGCAGGAGUGAAAGUAGGAGCAUUUCCGCCCGGCGCAAGCACCUCAACAAAAUGUGGCUGCGGCUCCAGGGGACCCUGAAGGAGCAUCAUGAGACUCUUCAGCUGGCCCUGGAGGCAGCUGCCUUCAUCCAGCAAGCAGACAUGCUCCUCAAAGCCAUCCAUGCCAAGUGGAGGAGUCUCUAUGGAGUGGGGAAGCAGGGGGAGGCCGAUCCCAGCCGGGACCAAGAUGUGAGGGACAUUGCCAGCCAGGUGAUGAUGUUGGAUGUGACUGUGUCUCAGCUCAUCAGUCUCCACCCCAGCCUGGUAGCCCGCGUCACUCACAAACACCGAGAUGUCAAAGAGAGUUGGGCCCGGCUCCAGCAGGUGCUAAGGAAUGAGAAGUCACCUGUGCAGUCCCUGACAAGCAGUUCUCCAAGGGAAGCCCUGAGCCCUGAGCAGACAGGAGGCAGUAGUGAGGGAGUUGCCGGAAGUGAAGCUGGAAACAAGGAAAAGAGAGUCCCAGGAAAUGAGGUGCAGAAGGAUGUUUCAGGCAGUGUGACAGAGCAUGUAAGAGGCGAGGAAGGCAGUCCAGGCUUUCCUGGAGGGCAUCUCACCCAGGGGUGCCACAGCAGCAAGAGGAGGAAGCUCCCAGGACACUCGGAUGCUGGCUGGGGUGUGCCUCAGCAGGAGAGCCAGCUGCAGGACUACUGCCAGGCUGCUAACAUGGCCAUAUCCUGGCUGAAGGAGGGUGCAGGGCCUGGCAUCCAGCAGAACCAAGUGGAGGAUGCUGAGAACUUAGAGGCACUGCAGAGCCACCAGGAAAUCCUGGGCAACAGCACUGGCUUAGAGGCUGUCUGCCAGGAAGGACAGAAGCUGUUGCGUGCCUGCCCCAGGGGAAGCCCCGAAGUGGAAGGUGUCCUCCGGGAGCUGGUGGGGCUGUGGGAGGAGCUGCAGAGGAAGCACCAGGAGAACGGCGCAGUGCUGAGGGAGAUCGAUAAGGCUUUGCGGCUGGUGGGGGAGCUGGACCAGGCCGAGCACUGGCUACAGGGUGUGGCAGGCUCACUCUCGGAGCCGGCUGCUAUGAAGAACCCAGAGGAGCUCCGCAGGGACCUGCAGGACAUUGGCAGCCUGGAGAACCAGCUCCUGCUUUGGGGCAUCAGGCUCCAGGCCCUACGGGAGGAGAUGGGCAGGGAGCCCUCCACGGGACAUGAGGCUGCUGGGAGGAUUCAAAGGAAGGUGGAGACUCUGGAGGAAAAGCUGAGGUGUGUGCGAGCAGCCCUCCGGCGGCGGGCAUCGGACCUGCGCGACUCCCUGGUGCUAUCCGAGUUCCUGCAGAAUGUGCAGCAGGAAGAGGUGCUGAGCCAGAAGAGCCGUGUGCAGCCAGUGACCCACCAACUGGACCCCAAGGAGCCCUUGCACCUCCUGCUGGUGCAGUCUGGGCAGCAGCUGAACAGAGAGGGCAUGAGCAGUCCCCUGGGGGAGCUGCAGGAGGCAGUGAAGAUGCUGAAUGAUGCAGUGAAGGAACGGGAGCGGGUCAUGGAGGCAGCGGCGGAGACGGAGAGCCUGGAGCGCCUGCUGGCAGAGGUCUCCCUGCAUAUGCAGGCUGUCCGGUGCAGAGCAGAGACCCUGGCGCACGACAUUGCCCAGGCAGAGAGGGGCUUUGCCACAGUGAAGAGCGAGUGGGAUCUGCAGGGGCUGCAGGGUUUGCUGAGCCGGCAACAGGACAUGGAGCGUGAGAUGUCAGAGGCACUGGAGGGGCACCUGGAAGAGCUGCAGAGGACAGCCACUUGCUUGGAAAAGCUCUGCGCCACUCAGAGGUGUGACCUGGUCCCAGAAGUGCAGGAGACGCUGAAAGCUGGGGAGGGUCUGCUGGCACUGGUGCUGGAAAACAAGACCCGCAUGGAGCAGGCUGGUCAGCUACGGCAGUUCUUCAGGGAUUACUUGGCUAUGAUCUCCUGGACUGAGGACACGCGGGCUCAGAUCUUCUCAGAAAACCUGAGCGCCCAUGGCCUCCUGGAGGCCCAGUGUGAGGAGCUGGAGAGGAAGAUUGAGGACAAGUUCAUGGAGUUUGAGGAGCUGGCAGCAGCAGGCCAGAAGCUGGUCUCUGAGGAGCAUGACCUGAGUGAGACAAUCCAGGAGCGCAUGGAGGAGCUGCAGAGCAUGCUGGGGUGGGUGCUGGUGCGCUGGCGAGCCCAGAAGCACCAGCUAGACCCUGGGAGUAAAAGCAAUGGUGGCAAGGGCCAGGACAAUCCACUGGACUCUACCCAGAGUGCAUUUCCUGGCAGCCAAGAUCGACAUGCCCCAUCAGUUUUGCCUGAUGCUAAGAGCUUGCUGGGCCCUAAUGCUUCAAAAGGACCUCAGCCUUCAUCAUGCUCCUUCCUGGAGCCCCUCACUCCCCCACAGGACCUCAAGGCACAGCCCCAGAGGCAGGAGAAAGAAGUGGUGCCUCCUUCAGUACUGCCCGUUCCCAGACGGGAGCUGAGCUGGGAAGGUCCUGGUGACUCCACACCACUGGAGAUAGGAAUCCCCAAGGAGACCCUGGUCAACCCCUCCAAGACCCCAGUGGUGGUGGUGCCGCCGCGAGGCCCCAGCAGCGUGGGAGGGACAGUCAGCUUGAUCCUGAGCAUUGGCAAGAAAGGGGAUAAGAGGCUACAGCUGGCGCAGGCUGGAGCGGAGCAGGGGGAAGAGGCCCUGCACAAGGUGAGCGCCUAUUUGUGUGUGAAGGAGAACGAAGGGGUUGGAUCCACCACCCACAAGAGCUCAACCGUGCCCCGCCCAGCCAAACAAGCGCCUGCAAGAAGCCAUGCCUCCCUGGUUUCAAGCACUGGGGCAGAUACUGCCUUCCACACCCUGCCCAAAGCCAGCUCCAGCUCUCUCAUGGACAGCCUGCAGAGGGGCAGGAAGGCAGUGGUGGAAGGUGCCCAGCCACCCUGGCAGCAGAGGCUCCUGACAGCAGAACCCAGCCAGCUGCAGCCUUGGUCGGAAGAGAAGCACAAUCCCAGUAACACUUGGCCCCUGAAGUGUGAGAGGAGGAAGGUGGCAGGGAGGGCUUCCAGCCCCAGGCUGAGAGAGCUGGGAGAGGGACCCCCAGGAAGGGCCAGCAAUGCUGAAUGUAGUACCAUCAAGGCUGCAUCUAGUGGCCCCAAAGCUGAAGUCCUGAGCCACAGCUUGGGUCCCAGCAGCUCGCAGCCAGCCACAUCAAAGGGCCCUUGCCGGCAUCUUUCUCUGGGGUCUGUCCUGAGCCUGGAACUGCCCAAGGACCUUGGUCUCCUCAGGAAUGUCCAAGACUCUAUUAAAAUAGCAUGGAAGGAGGUGGCUGAAAGGAAGAAGGGACAGCAGCCCUGUGGAGUGAUUCAGUGGGAGGUCAAGGGGCCAGAGCGGGAGGUGAACGAUGCUAGCCUGUCAAAGGAGGUGCUGAGCCAUCAGCUAACCACCUGCCCAAGGCCUGGAGGAUCCAUAGAGCCUUCCAGGAAGGCUCUGAAUAGUGAGCAUAGCACUUGGUUUGAAGAAGUGAGCUUCAACCCAGGCUAUGACAGGCAGAAGACUCAGAGUGUUGCUGCAGCCUCCUCCCGAGAGGAUGGGCAGAGUCUCCAGGUCCAGGGCAGCUCCAGCGGUGAUUUCCUGGACUUCCAAGUGCACCAGUUGUCCCGCAUCAGCAUGCUACGUGAACAGGCUGGCCAGGAGUGGAACCAGCUGACAGCCAUGCUGGGGAAGCCUGGCAGUCCAGGAAGAGUGCAACCUGAGAAGCCAGUGGACCUCAAACCCCAAGUCCGGGAAGCCACCAGGGUAGAGCUCAGGCCUUCUCCUACCAAGCUCUCCAGUGGGGCCCUCGUCAGAGGAGAACCACCACGAGAAAGCAUGAAGCUCAAGGAGGACACCCUGGAGGGCAAGCUAGAGGCUGCCCCUGUGAGCAAGGUCUCUGAGGAAAGCCCUGUGCGACUCCCUGGUGGAGGUACAGACCCAUUCCCCUUGAUUAACCUGGACCUCAGAGCCACCCCCCAGCUCUCAGUUUUGGAGUAUGAUCUCAGUUACCCACAGCAGAGCCUGGCAUCAGCCUCUGCAGGGCCUCAGGACCUGGCUUCUGCUGGACACAUGAUGGGGUUAGGCCUGUCCAAAGAAGCAAAGCUGCCAGGCUCGGUAGAGGUUUGCCACCCUGACCGUGAGCUGUUUGAGAAAGAUGAAGAGGAGCUUCAGGCCAUCUGGAGCAGCGUGGGGGGGCACAGCAGGCAGAGUCCCCGAGCAGACCCCAGCAUGUGCCCCACCAUGGGGAAUGGGUCAGACGAGGUGCAGAACCCAGAUGUCUCCAACAGGAAGCUCAUCUUGACAUCAGAGAACAAUGUGCUGGUGGCCAAGUUCAUGCUGCCUGCCUCUGCCCAGCUCCUUUGCAAUCCACAAACAGGAAGAGGCACCGGCGAGGGGCAUAAAACUGAGGGAAGCCCGAGUGGGUUCUGGGCAUCGCUCCCAUCUCAAGAGGGGCAUCACGGGGUGAAGGAGGUUGUGUCCCUGGGGUCAGUGGAGGGCACUGGCCCACAGAACCGGCAGAAGCACCAGGAGGAGGACAGAGACCUUGGCAAGACUCCCCACAGUAAGAUGGAGUUUCAGAUGAUGGAAGGAGCACUGGAGAGGAAGCAUGUGCUGCAGACAGGAGGCAGAAAGGCAAACUGUCGCACCUGGAGCCUGUUCCACACUGUGCUGAUGAGGCAGACACUGUGCUUCUACCAGGACAGAAAGGACACUCUUAAGAGCUCUGUGGUGGCCCUGCCCCUGAACUUGUCAGGAGCGCGCUGCACCCAGGACAUGGAGUAUACAAAAAAGACCAACUGCUUCAGGCUACAUCUGCGGGAUGGCUCCGAGUACCUCCUGAGAGCUCCAUCCCAACCUCUCAUGAAUGAGUGGGUCUCCAAACUGCAGCAGAACUCAGGUUUCCCCGAAGUGGAUUAUUUCCAGGCAGCCGUGCAGCCUGCAGAGGGUACCAGCUCUCCGAUGAGCAGCUCCCACCUCCAGGGACACCAUCAGCCUGUUACAGCCAAGAGCCAAGAGAUCACGCUGCUGCCCAGGUCAAGUGCCAGGAUGCACCUGCCUUUUGGAAAUCUGGAGGACCUACAGGACUCUGCAGCAUCACUGGCCGGAGAUAGUCAGAGAGCCAACAGCCAGAUGACAGGGCACAGGCGGUUCCAGUGGUCGCCAACAGGAUCUCCAAGGUCACAGGAUGCAAACUACCAGAAGGAAGACUAUGCCCUCUUAACCAACAAGAGGAGGUCCUACUCAUUCACCUCAGAUGUGCAACGUAAAGAACCGACUCACUUCCUCAAUACAGCACAGUGUCAGCUGAUCAAACAGCGGUUCCCUGGGGACAGUUGUCUGCUGAGAACGGAUGCCAAUGCCGGGAGUCAGCACCAUAUGGUGAUGCUUCCUCACAGAGCAGGCAGUAGAGCCCAGGAGUCCUGACCUUCAGCCCUGCCAAGCCAGCUUUCCUCUUUGGGAGCAAUCAUUAAAAAAGCUCUAGGAGCUGACCGGGGGGAGACGUCUAGCCCCAGGAGCUGUGAUUCUAGUAUGCAUUUGCUUCUUUCCUCAGCAGAAAGAUUCACUGGUUUAACUCAUCUCUGUAAGGGACCCAGUAUUAGAAUGAAAAUCUCAUGCUGACUUCUGUGUGCACUCUCUGACCUGCAGACACCACAAAUGCCGUACCUUGAGGGUCAUGCAAAGUGAAAGGCUGCCAUACCUCUUCAAACAGCCUUACCUUCCAAACCUUCUGUUUUCAGACCUCACUGGCCAUGCCCACAACCCCAGACUGCCCCACUCAAUGCUCAGGCCCAGUAUCCCCUGCCCCCUCCAUUUCCCCCAGCACUUGGCUUCAUGAGCCAGUGAAGAAGCAGAACCAAACAGACCCAACCUCUGAACUGCUCUUGCUCCUUGCGAUCCUUGCUUCAGGAAUCUUGCCUGGGUCACUUCCCAGGGGACUGAAGCAGGGUCCAAAGGGGUUAGCUUCCAUGCUUGGCAGGGGACAGGUCCCUGCUGCUGCCUCGCCAUGUCCCCUGGAGGGAUUAGCACUGUGCACAACACUUGUGCGCCCUCCCACCCCAGCACAUAGCAUUCUUGUGCUCUCAGCUCUAUACAUUAAGCCAUCAAGGCAUGUAAAUCUAUAAACCCCCUAAUCCAUUUCCCAUGUUCCUCGUGUGCUAGUCUGAUCCUCAGUUGAGGAACAGCACAGGAUGACUCCUGCUUUCACUGCACUGUGGGGCUCCCUGAUUUCUCUCUCCAGCUGUUGCAAGGAGGAAACCCACUGCCUGUUGCAGUACCUGGACGGAGCCCUGAAUGCCUUCCUUUUCCACCACCCGAGGAAAGCAUUGGUUGAGCCAUGGGUGUGCAGGUUAGCAGGGAGGCUGCUCUCCUGGCAUCUCUGCAGCUCAGAACUCGGAUUGGUGUAACCUUGCAGAAAAGGAGCUAGUAUUGCAGCCAACCUGCAGCUGCCUGGGAUUUUACAGUUGUCCCUGAUCUGCUCCUCAUGGCUGCUCGGGGCUUCACAGCAGCACAAGACUGGAGCAUGUGAAUCCCCAUCCUCCAGCAGUGGGGGAGAAGUGCCUUUAGCUGCUUGCAGUACACAGCUUGUGGCAGCCAGCUGAGGGUCAGAUCAAGUCAAAGGUGCCCCUAAGGCCAGCCUGAAUGAACAGGUCAUUGCUAUAUUUGAAAUGCUCUCCCCUUCUUUCCACUCUUUCUGCUGUGCUUUGCCCCCAUCCUCAGCCCCAUUAAUUGUCACAUGCAGAGAGCACAGCUGCUAGUGGGAAUCAAACCCCUUGACUCCUCAAGCAACACAAGCAAAAGGAGCCACACACUAGCUAGCAAUAAAUAAUAGGCUGUUACAAUCACUCAGUCCAACCUCCAGGGAAGGUACAUACCUUCACACAUACUAAAGGCACAUCCAACAUCGGCAUCUUACAUUGUAAUCCCUGCUAGUGUUGUGGCAGGGGGCUGUUCUGUGGCCCAUCACCCUGUCUAUGGUGAUGGACUGCCUGUUUCAGCUCUCCUCAGGAGGCAGCAGGAGACUCCUAGGGUAGUACAGAGACAGGCAGUGCAAAGCUGUCCCUCACUAGGUCUUCCUCAGGGUCUCCAGAGGCCCUGUUAUUGGUUUGAUAAGAGUACUGGGCCAUUUCUUCCUCUGCAAUUUAGCACCUGGUACAAGUGCCCAGUGGCUUAUCAAUUCAUGCUCUUUGCUCAGCCAUUGAAGGAAUAAGUAUUUCCCCCAAUAAAGCCCGGCUUCCCAGGAUGCCUGCGCUGGAGAAUCUGCUUGCUCUUAACUCAUGGU